AUGACAUUAGACAAACAGUUACCCAGGGGUGAAGACGGAGAGUUUUUCAAGAUAUAUCUAAAUGAUAACCAGAUAGCCGUUGUACGAAAGGGCGUGUUUGUCGGACUCCCCCACCUCACAUCCGUCAAUCUUUAUAACAACCAUAUAUCACACAUUGAAUCGAAGGCCUUUUAUAAUCUUUCCACAUUAGAGGAUAUUGUUUUGAAUAACAACAACUUGCAACAAGUUCUUCGAUGGACCUUUAUUGAAUUAAAGCUUUUAUUUGACAUAUACCUACAAAGCAACAACAUAUCAGUAAUUCAUAGGGAAGCAUUUGUAGCACUGCCUAAACUCCGGUCAAUAUACCUUACAGGAAACGCUAUUCAUUGUACCUGUGCUAUAGAGUGGUUCGCUCAGUACCUCAAAGCACACCCCAUCAUAUCCCAGAGAUCCGCCACACAAUGUGCAUAUCCUCCUACCUUGCAGGGAAAGGAGGUUACUCUUGUGAACUUCACAAGUCUUGUCUGUGAUUCACAAUCCAGUAUUUCAAUUGGGAGGAUGAAAGAGUCCACUAUACCAGCCUCUUAUUAUUAUCUGAGAGAUUGA
Saccostrea echinata is the source of this 585-nucleotide messenger RNA. Its product is annotated as leucine-rich repeat-containing protein 24-like. Gene Ontology annotation, cellular component: plasma membrane. The record is from RefSeq and is a predicted model, not a curated record. The coding region runs from base 1 to 585 and encodes 194 amino acids. The transcript is spliced from 8 exons. NCBI's taxonomy places the organism in Eukaryota, Metazoa, Mollusca, Bivalvia, Ostreida, Ostreidae. Gene Ontology annotation, molecular function: protein binding.